Chrysoperla carnea is the source of this 2450-nucleotide messenger RNA. RefSeq names its product kalirin-like. Gene Ontology annotation, molecular function: guanyl-nucleotide exchange factor activity. The coding region runs from base 225 to 2351 and encodes 708 amino acids. The transcript has 10 exons. The record is from RefSeq and is a predicted model, not a curated record. Lineage: Eukaryota; Metazoa; Arthropoda; Insecta; Neuroptera; Chrysopidae.
UUGUGCACUCAACAAAGUUAAUAGUUCGACAAAUUCAAUGUGUUUUAUUUUUAAUUUAAUUGCUCCCGCAUACUUAAACGUUCGAAAUUAAGUGUAUUGUUUAUUGUGUAAAUUCUAAUUCGAAAAAUAAUUUGUUCAGUGAUAUUAUUUUAGUGUUUUGUGAUAUUUGUUUGAAUUCAGCAACUCAAAAAUGGAUAACAUCAAAAUGUAUUGGUGUGCAGGAAAUGAUUUCUGGUUUAUUUAAAUUACUGGAAGAUGACAAAAGACGCCGCAAACAUAAUCCAAAUAGUGCACAAAAAACAAAACGUUAUUACGCAAGAAGACAGCAACAGAUCUCAAAAAAAUCAACUCUAAACAGUGACAGCGAAAAUGAUGAUAUUAUGAUUGGCUCGUUACCGAACAAUCAAAUAUUGUACGCGAAUUCAGAACGUAUUUAUUCAGUGCAAAAUACAAAAAAUAUGAAAUUAAAAUCGUGCUUUGGUGGUUCAAUGGACGAUAAAGAUGAUACUGCCUAUGUAAAAGCAACCCCGGAAUUUCGUAAACAAAUUUUAUGCGUUUGUCCAUCUAAAGAGGAACAUUACAAACGAAAACAAAAUGGACUUGAUUGUCCUCUUUCAUGUACAAACGUUAUUAAUGAAUAUAAGGCUACACGAAUGACCUUAUUACGGGAAAAAUGUGAUAAAAAUGGAAUUGAUAAACGAGUGGAAAAGACAAUAACACGGUUUGAUAAUGAAAUUCGGCGCUCAGUGAUAUUUUCCUCAACAUCCACAGAUAAUAGCACAGAGAAUGUACGUAAGAAUCGUAAAUUAAAGAAGAAAAUUAGACGACCUGGAGAAAAUGAUGAUAACUAUGGGGGAUCAUCGACUGAUAAUGAAGCCGAAGAUGAUUCAAAUCAAACAUUUACAUCCAUUACAACAACAACAUCAUCGGAGCAAUUAGAGGAUACGAUAAGUGGGAGAUAUGAGGAACAUUUUGAACGUAGUAUGGAAAAUUUGGAUCAAAUUGGUGGCGAGUCUGAUGAAUGUUUACGUACAAAAGAUGUUAGUUUUAAUGAAGUCGAUGUUUCUGGUGUUGAUCUAAAUAAUCGGUUAACGCAUAUUUCAACAAAAAGUAAUUCAGAUUCACAGUUGGAACGAAACAGUGAUUUUCGUAAAAGUUUAAAAUGUUAUAAUAAUCAGAGUAAUAGUUUAGAACAAAAUUUAGUGCCAAAUAAUAGAAAGUCAACAUAUGACGCUAAGUGUUUAGAAAUACUCAAGGAAUUAAUUCACACGGAAAGGAAUUAUGUAGAUUCGUUAAAAUGUGUUGUUGAGGAUUAUUUACCUGAAAUGCAACGUAAAGAUAUUGUUCAUGGACUACGUGGGCAAAAAUAUGCAGUAUUUUGUAAUAUAGAAAAAAUUUAUGAUUUUCACAAACAUGUAUUUUUAUUAGAUUUGGAAAAAUGUUUUUCAAAUUUGUCACAAAUUGGAAAUUGUUUUUUGAAGCAUGAGAAAACAUUUGAUAUUUAUAGUCUGUAUAACAAAAAUAAACCGAAGUCAGAAGAAUUAAUGCUUGAUUAUGGAUCGUUUUUUGAGGAAAAGCGUUUAUCAUUGGGCCAUAGUUUAAAUUUAUCUAGUCUGUUAUUAAAACCGGUACAACGAUUAGCACGAUACUCAUUACUUUUAGAUAAAUUAUUAAAAGCAUGUGAAAUGGGUUCGGAAACAUAUACAAGUAUAUUAAAUGCCAAAGAAAUGAUCACAUUCACAUUACGCCAUGGAGACGAUUUGCUUGUGAUGGAUGGAAUAAAAAAUUGUGAUGUAAAUUUAAAUGAACAAGGAAAGUUAUUACGCCAGGAAGAAUUUUUAUUUAUUGAAGAAAAUGGAAAGAAAGCAUCGAAACGGCGGAUAUUUUUAUUUGAAGAGUUAAUAUUAUUUAGUAUUCCUAGCAAGACAAAUGUUAACGAAUUUACAUGUUGUAAUAGUAUGAAAAUGAGUGAUGUAGGUCUAACCGACUAUGGCGAUGCAAAUAAAUUAAUAAUUUGGUUUCGUAAAUAUCAAUUUCAAAAAUAUACAUUACAAGCAUAUAGUCCUGAAGUUAAAACUGCUUGGGUGAAUGAAAUUACAAAUAUUUUAAUGCGGCAAGCGGAACAAUAUAAAUUAACGAAACAAGCAGAGUUGGCAGCUUGUGGAAUUCUUAGUCAAACUAGAAUACCCAUACAAGAAGAAGAAUCCGAUGAAGAUGAACGUACCUCGAAUAAAAAAUACUAUUCAAUGCGAUCAUUGAAAGGUGUUGCCGGUGAAAUCAAACCGAAAAAAAUUUGUGAUCGAACCACAUGGUAUUGUACAAUGCGCACAGAUGAGUCUGAGGGUGCUUGAAAAACAAUUUCAAUGUAAUUGUAAUAAAUAAAAUUAUAAAUAUUUUGUUUUAUAUUAAGACUGAAUUAUUAUUCGUUUGUUAUUCUAAUUUAUUGUACA